Molecule: messenger RNA, 3211 nt
Organism: Pongo pygmaeus (Bornean orangutan)
Lineage: Eukaryota; Metazoa; Chordata; Mammalia; Primates; Hominidae
Gene: GPHB5
Product: glycoprotein hormone subunit beta 5
Exons: 2
Coding region: 1694-2086 (130 amino acids)
Biological process (GO): regulation of thyroid hormone receptor signaling pathway; G protein-coupled receptor signaling pathway
Cellular component (GO): cytoplasm; extracellular region
Molecular function (GO): hormone activity
Source: RefSeq, a predicted model, not a curated record
UAAAGGAAAUGAAAAGUUUUCUUUAAUUCCCAUGCUGGAAGAUAAUCACUUGGAACAUCUCAGUAUUUUUUUCCUAAAUGAUUCAUUUUAAGGUGUUAUUAAUAUCAUCUAAUUCUUAGCUAAUUUUAAGACUUUCGACAUGUUUCUUCUCACUGUGAUUUCCAUCUUUUCAGGUAGUGAUCCUGCAUUCUUUCCAGCAAGAAUUAUUGUUUUGUUAUUUUUCAGUGUAUUGAAACAUGUUGUCGGUUAAAGGAAAGGGUUUGCCAUGAGCUGCCAGUCACUUACCCCUGUUUCAAAGGAAACUUGUGGUUACCAUGAAGGAAAAUUUAAUCCAUCUGCCACAAUGCAUUUGUUCUCCUGAGAACCAGGUGGAACUACCUCUGACUAUUUCCUUAGGAUUAUGCCACCCACCAAGGUAACUUUCUGUUUCAGUAGGUGAUGUUGAGAAACAAAACAACACCCUUUAAGUUAAUCAGUUUUGGAAAAUAGAGACUGGCUUUCUAUUCCAUGGCUUUGAUGUGUUUAGUAGUUCCUGUAAGGAUCUGCCUCUCUUUUGUUUUGAUUGACAAGACCUUUCCUAUAUAUUUGAGCAGUCAAGCAGCCCAGUAACAGAAGGUAGAGACAUUUACCCAGAGCAAACUUCUAUCAUUCAUUGUGACUUCCUGAAAUCUUAGUGCAAGUUUCAGCUCUAAAAGAAGAGUGGGCUCCUGCAAGAUUAGGUAAGUGCUUCUCCAUAUCUGUAACCUCGUUCCAGAGGAGGGGAAGCCCAGAGAACUUGCUACAGUAAGGUCAGAAGUAGGAACUGUGAGAAUAAUGAAUUCAGUGGGGGGUAAGGGUCCAUGAAUGCCAUAUCCUUUAUACUUCAAAAUCCAGGUGAGUUCUGUCUAGUGGGCCAAGCAUGAAGGGGGUUGAUUCUGGCUCCUGAAAGAGCACAGGGAAUGACCAAGACCCAGAGAGGAUGGACUUGACAGUGGAUUGAGGUUAUGUUUUAAAUAACUCCUAUGCUUUCCAUCAUUUGGAUUUAAAUUGAAUCAUAAGUAGGUGCUGUUGCAGUGGAAGCCUAGAGCAGAAGCAAUUUACAGUGAGUAGGACACAUUUAUGAAUGGCCACUAACUCAGGUGAUAGGUUUCAUGAUAUCUUCUGCAUAUCCAUGUUUAGUGGUGAAUUGGUUUAGUAACGAUGCAUAUAGGGAAUACUAUUAUUAAUAUUUAUCAACCCCUCCAAACCAUUCCCCAUCAUGACACUGAAAGUAUAGUUUUGAGCAAAGUAUGUAACGUGGCACCCAAAUACCCUGGACCUGAAUAAAAAUAAUUUACAUGUAUUCAUGUAUUCUGUUGGAUUAUGGAUUAGUUUUGGUGUUACUCCUAUUUUAUGUUUAUUUUGGAAAGACCACUGGGACAAACUUCUUUAACACACAAGUCAACUGCAGUAGUUAAGUUACAAUAAGGAAAAGCCUGAGAAUGCACUUGGAGGAUGGAUAUCUAGAGAGGGCCAUGGAAUCCACACUGGCACCAGUUACAAGAAUCUCUGGAUGCCUGUGUUGGAGUUUGUGGGCAUUUACAAUUUCUGGGCUCAUUUUCCCUGAAAUGCUAGGAGCAAGGUCCCUUUGAUAGUGACAAAUGCAUGGUUGGCUGCACCAUGGAAGGCAGCCAGAUCUGUUAAACUCUGUCCUUUCCCUCUCUGGAACAGCAGCAUGAAGCUGGCAUUCCUCUUCCUUGGCCCCAUGGCCCUCCUCCUUCUGGCUGGCUAUGGCUGCGUCCUCGGUGCCUCCAGUGGGAACCUGCGUACCUUUGUGGGCUGUGCCGUGAGGGAGUUUACUUUCCUGGCCAAGAAGCCAGGCUGCAGGGGCCUUCGGAUCACCACGGAUGCCUGCUGGGGUCGCUGUGAGACCUGGGAGAAACCCAUUCUGGAACCCCCCUAUAUUGAAGCCCAUCAUCGAGUCUGUACCUACAACGAGACCAAACAUGUGACCGUCAAGCUGCCCAACUGUGCCCCGGGAGUCGACCCCUUCUACACCUAUCCCGUGGCCAUCCGCUGUGACUGCGGAGCCUGCUCCACUGCCACCACGGAGUGUGAGACCAUCUGAGGCCGGCAUGGUCUGCAGAGAGCAGCUAGCGCCUCAGCCUCACAGACCCACCUGUGUGCGCAGCACAUGCAGUUAUACUUCCUGGAUGCAAGACUGUUUAAUUUCGACCAUACCCAUGGAGGAGGUUACCUGUCACCCAUUAGGUCAAGCUCAGGCAAAAGGCCCAAAUGCAGCCUACUUAUGCUAAAAGUUCAAAACAAUAUUCCUGCCUUCACCAAAAUAAUUUCUCCAGUUCACAUACCUGCAAAUUAAUUUUUCUUUGCCUUGAGUCUUGGAACAUAAUUUGUGUAUCACAAUCCUCCCCCAAUUUGGACUUAUAAUAUGCUAAUGAUUUAAACACAUUGGAUGUAAUUAGGAUAUGGGGCUGGAAAGUCUUUAAAUUCUCAUGUUCUAUUUAGCCACUGAUCUCCAACUGGAUUUAUGACUAAAGGGCUAGAAAUGAACAAAACCCAUGUACUAGUUAGUCUUCCUUAUCCCAGAGGAAUUCCAGCUGCAAGCUUCUUUAGGGAAAAUGCUCCCUUCCCCUUUUAACUGAGCAAUUAUCUACACAAGAAAUAAGACUGCUCAGAUAUACAAAGAAAGUAGCUUCAAUAAAAAGAUGUUUGGAUUUGGAUAAUUCUUUUCCCUAGCAAAAUUCGCUAGCUCCCUUAAGAGUCUUAAUAAAGAGGAUACGUCGGGAUUAAAAGAAAAAAAAAAACAGAAAUAAAAUAUGUAACUAAUAGCUAUCUCAUUUAGCCUUAAAAACUUAUUAAACUAAACUCAUGUUUUAGAGUAUGAUGUUCUCCCAAAGCUAUGGCAAAAUGGCCAAUCACAAGUAUUCUUCCCCAUUUAUCAUAUUUUAAAUUUAAGUUGUAACUUGCUAAACUCAGAAAUUUUAUAUGCGUUUAGGGGUAAAACUGCAUCGCUGGCUCAGAGGAAAAAGUCUGUGAUUUUCUAGCUCCUGCCUCUCUAAAAUCUUACAGUAGCUAAUUCUGUGGCUGGAAAAAACCUCCAAAACUCUAAUGUUAUGCAAAUGUCUUUAAUUCUGGCAUUUUUGGGGUUGAAUUUAACCUUGUUCCUUUUUCAUAAUGUGCCAAGAAAACCUAUAUUAAUGCCAAUAAAGCAUGUCCUCUGUCUUUUGGAUUC